Molecule: messenger RNA, 738 nt
Organism: Fusarium venenatum
Lineage: Eukaryota; Fungi; Ascomycota; Sordariomycetes; Hypocreales; Nectriaceae
Source: RefSeq, a predicted model, not a curated record
AUGCCGAAGGGACCUCCUAACCGCAGGUCUAGCUACCGAGCCCGGCCAUAUGGUAACUGGAGCGUUACCUACAGCCAACAUCCUCAGCAAUCGGACUUUGAUCACUUACCCGAUGCAAACAAUGAAAAUCAAGAUCCCACUGUCCAGCACCCCGUUGCUGAAGCCGAGGGAUGUGCCCCUGAUGCGAACACGCAGCCCGUCCAGGGCACCACGCACCAGGAAAACCCUCCCAUUGCUACGACCGACGAUGCCAAUACCUGGGAGAACCAGGAGAACCAGCCUCCCCGCGGCCCCCGCUACGGACCUUGGAGGCGCCCGUACUACGACAGCUAUCGACCCUCCCGCGACAUAACCAUGGUGGAUAGCAUGGUUCUUCAGUCUAUCGGGCGAACCGGAAGUCGUGCCCCUCCGGGCCUUGCAAUACAUAGUAACAGUCGUGGUGGUGGCACUCAGUUCGACGUGUUUACCAAGGUGCCCAACACCUCAAAGACCAUCGCCUUUCGCGUGGAAAGCGAAGAAACUCUCCUCCAGGCCUAUCGCCAAGUCAAAGCAAUGAACCCUUCUACUUCUGUCGGAGGUGUAAUGUUCAGUGUUGCGCCCAAACCCGAAUCUCCCUUCACUGAGAUUGACAACGUUCGCUGGGGAUCACUCACUGGGCGACGUAGCUUCGCUUCCCGAUUUACACCUGCCUCCUCGCGAGCUUUUCGAAAUGGAAGAACCUGGACUCUUAAUGUUUGA